GGUUAGUAAGAGGUAUUUAUUAUCAAUUCAGAAUCAAAGUUUGUACUUGUAAGACUGACUUAAGUUAUCUCUGUCAGAGAACUGAGUGAAGUUAAGUAACUGAGUAAAGGAAAUUUAUGUUGACUUCAUCAUACUGUUAUCUAUUUUAGAUUUGCAUGUUUCAGUUAAUUGCAGCUGUAAUUUUUAUGCUCCUUAGAAAAAAUGGUCAAUUUUUUUCAGUUCUUUUUUUUGCUUGGGAUCUAUAUAAAUUCUCCUCAGUACUAUUAGACCAUUUUUAUUUAUACUUUGGUUUCUUAUAUAUGGUGCUAUUAUGAUGUUUUCAUCAAUGUGAAAGUACCUAACAUCAUGAAACUAAAACAGACGUUAAAGUUGUGACAUAGCUCCCUUAUAUGAAAUAUCUGGAAUGUCAGGUUUUAAUCCAAGAGAAUUUGUUCUUGAACAAUAUGCCUCCAGCUGGAAGUGUACAUCUUUAGAACCUUCCUUACAUUAUUAGUUUGAUGACUGGAAAGUUGAGAACAAGGGCUGAAAAUACGGUUCAAGAACAAUUUUUGUUUCUGUUAUGUUAAGUGCAAUGCAGUUGGUUUUUUAUUUUUGAUUAAAUUUUUAUAAUUUUUUUUAAGUGAGGAUGACAUGCAAAGCAACUUUAGUCAUCUAAGUGAGGCAGAAUUCAAAUCGAGGCUGUCUGAACUGGCAGAGUGCAGUGAUGACGAGGAAGAAGAAGACCAGAGUACACCGAACGAAUCAGAUAAAUUUGCUGACCGUUCCAAACACACUUGGUCUCAGUUUCUAGAUGAGAUGAAAACAUUGGAAUACAAAAAUGUAGCCAUGAUCGAAAAUCCUGUUGCGGAUGUUAUACCGAGCGAGGGCAAUCAAGUCAACGCAAAUCACAGUCUUGGUAGAGACGUAGCACUCACACAGCAACAAACAGAAGCUGAACAAUCAGAAAGCAAGAGCAGCAAACUUUUGGAAAGAAACAGAGAAAGAAGAAAAGUUGUCAGCGCCAACUUAGGAGAUUUAACGGAAUGCGAAGAAGAGGAAGAGGAGGAUGAAGAUCUGUCUGCUAACUUCUCUACUUCGCCUUUGUCUUCAUUGAGUUCUAUUAAAAACAAAUUUCAUUUCUCGUUAUCCGGAAAAAACAAGCGCAAACCAUCGGACUCAUCAUCUGAAGACACUCAAGGUAAUAUCGAGGGCGUUCCCACCGAAAGUAAAGAAAACAGAGUUUCGGAAUGGCUACAGGGAAAUCUUAACGACGAUGGUCUUAAUCAAAUGAGAGUAGAACAACUCGAGAAAGACAACAUGAAUCUGAGAGCUGCUUACCAGAAACUUGUCACAAAGGUCACUGACUUGGAAAAUGAGAAGGCAGACAUCAACUCUGAAUUGGAACAGUUGAAAUUACUGGCCAAAUACAAGAAGACCGACUUUGUCAAGGAGAGAGAGGAGUUACAAGCAGAAAUAACAGAGUUGCAGUUGUUAGUGGAAGACUUAAGGACGCAGCUCGGAGAAGCGGAAUCCAAGUUGGAAAAGUCAACAGAAAAGGAAAAAGUUUCAUCAGAUUAUGAAUCGUGUCAAGUCAGAGGCUGGUUAUGCAAGAGAGGCGUGAAAGGAAUCACAGGAAGAAAAUGGAGACGCCGCUGGUUUUCAACGGACCGUGAUGGCAGGCUCUACUACUAUCAGAAAAACAACAACACCUUGCCAAGAGGAUUCAUCGAUCUUGAUGUGAUUAUCGCCGUCCAAGACCAGCCCUCUUCACAGCAAGACAUCAACAACGCUUGCUUCAAUGUCGUGACACCCACACGGACGUACGAGUUAAUGGCGCACGACGAACAAGAAAAACUCAGGUGGAUCAAUGCUUUGGAUUACCUGCGCCAUUGGAGAAAUCGAUUGGCAUCGUGUAAUGAAAACUAUUAAACCACACGAGUCUUGCUCCGUCCGGCUACAAGUGUUGGUUGUCAAAUGGAUACCGUAAACUAUCACUAAAAAGCCCUCCCACUC
Molecule: messenger RNA, 1992 nt
Organism: Orbicella faveolata
Lineage: Eukaryota; Metazoa; Cnidaria; Anthozoa; Scleractinia; Merulinidae
Source: RefSeq, a predicted model, not a curated record